Messenger RNA from Punica granatum (pomegranate), 2112 nucleotides. The record is from RefSeq and is a predicted model, not a curated record. Lineage: Eukaryota; Viridiplantae; Streptophyta; Magnoliopsida; Myrtales; Lythraceae.
CAACUACUAUGAUCAGGGGGCCUCAUUAUCAUCUUCUUCUCGUCCGUUUCUCCAUACGUAGUUUCGUAUCAAUUUCCUCCCAAUCUCCAGCCGAGUCCAUCACGGCAGCUACGGGAGAUCGGAUAUUUGAAGAUCGUUCCGAUUCUCUCUGCUGGAGAAAUAGUUGGUGAUAUUCUGGUUCGUGAUAAAUUGCUAGGAUUAUUAUCAAGGGUGUACUCUGGCAAUUCGCGGAGAUACGCAUUGCCACUUAUUUAUCCUGUGAUUUUGAAAUUCUGUGAUUGCUUUGCUCUCUAAACUCAGUGAAGGAUCUCUGUUCAAUACCUAAAACUGAGCAGCCUUAGAGAUUCAAAAGGACUCGGUAGUGCUGAAUAUAGAGUGCUCGCUGCUUGUUGCUUGCUCUCUUGUAUACGGGACAGUGCAUGCAAGAUGGCUGGUGUAAAACGAAGAUUGCAUAAUGAUUCAGAUAUUCGUGCGCUUCACAAAGAGUUGGACGAGGUGUCCUGUGCCAUCUGCAUGGAUUACCCACAUAAUGCUGUUUUACUCAUGUGUAGCUCUCAUGACAAGGGUUGCAGAUCUUAUAUAUGCGAUACAAGUUACAGACAUUCUAAUUGCCUAGACAGAUUUAAGAAACUGAAGUUGAAUUCUACAAGCAGUCCAUCCAGUUCCUUCUCUAGAAACUCAGAAACUUCUAACAACGCCACUGAUAAUAACAACACUGCUUUAUCUAAUGGAUCACUUGAAGCUUUAAGGGAAGACAGCAGUAGAGACAACAACAGUCGAAACAAUACUGAAAAUGUAGGAGCUCAGGUGGGAGGUACUCUAGAGCGAAGUGGUUCUUUGCUUGUUGAAGAUUCUUCAGAGUUGAAACUGAGUAUGAAAUGCCCUUUGUGCCGAGGAGAUGUGCUGGGAUGGGAGGUUGUAGAGGAGGCCAGGAACUAUCUCAACCUGAAAAGCAGAAGCUGUUCCAGGGAGUCUUGCUCUUUUUCCGGCAACUACCAGGAGCUGCGGAGGCACGCUAGGCGGGUCCACCCAAUGAGCCGGCCAUCUGAUAUUGACCCAUCAAGGGAACGGGCUUGGAGGCGCCUUGAGCAUCAGAGAGAUUAUGGAGAUAUUGUCAGUGCUAUCCGAUCGGCGAUUCCUGGUGCUGUUGUAGUUGGAGACUAUGUAAUCGAGAAUGGGGAUGGUGGUAGGUUUCCGAGUGAGAGGGAAAAUGGACCAUGGUGGACCACCUUCUUCUUGUUUCAAAUGAUCGGGUCCAUGGACUCUGGCAGUGGGUCGAGGCCUAGGCCUCGUCCCUGGAGGAGGCAUCAGAGCAGGCGGUUUGGUGGUGGGCAUUCUCAGAGGCGAAUGCUCUGGGGCGAGAACUUGUUGGGCCUGCAAGAUGAAGAUGACGAUGAGGAUGCUGAAGAUACCGAUGGUGGCACCCGCCAAUACAGUGAUGGUGGCGAAGACGGGUCUCCUGUCCCGAGGCGUCGGAGGCGUUUGGUGCGAUCGAGGUCGGAUGAGGAACAGUAACGACGGAUCCCUUCACGCAUGUGGCGGUGGACGUGAGACUUACCCUAGGCACUAUAAUCUUCUUCUCGAGAGAGGGUCAACCUCAGAUGUUUUCAUUGUUGUGGGUCCGACGGCAGUAAACAUCCGAUCGUUCUUCAGCAACUAGCUGUUGUGAUUGACCUGGCUCAAUGGUGGUGCUCUCAUUGACUCGGUUUCUACUCUACCUGGGAUUGGCAACUUGAAAUGACCUAUCCUGACGUGCCCAUCUCUGGUAUUUCAGUCCUCAAGUUCUCUCCAAUGGGGGAAAUGCGGAAGCUCCGGGUCUGGGCCCCGGAGAGAUUGCAACGUUACUGGUCUGGUUCGGUUUGAAAUUUGUCUUUCAACCUAAAGAAGAUUGAUGUUGAAGGCUGAUUGCUUUGCAGCCUCAACAAAGCUGUGUGGCUCAAUAUGUAUUUGCUUGGACAAAGAUGUGUUUUGGCUUUAAUUAAUUGUUGUUUGUCAUGCUAUAUAGAAUGCGAUCUAAAUUUAGUUAGCAAAGUUGGCAGUUUGUACUUUGGGUAUGAAAUUGCUCAGAAUUAUUGAAUCCUUCCUUAAAUUAAACACAGUACGUCCUUGUGA